GUAGUCAAUGUGCCUAAUAAUGGAUCCCAAUUGUUGUCUAUCAAUAAAACAUUAUUAUAUCCAUGUAAACCCUUAACAAUUGGUCAAUCAAAAAGUCAACUGGGUUCAAUUGUCAACAAUAGGGUUGGCCAUUGUGUACCCAAACGUGAAUGCUGUCAACUAAAGGACUGGUCAUACAGUGUUGACCAUACAGAUAGUGGUGGCGGUGGUGGUGGUGAUGGCGAUCAACAGUUUGUUUCAGAUGACUGUCCCCAUCAAUCGCACCGGUAUUGUUGCAUAUAUCGUAUUUUAUGCCAAAGCUGUCCCGACGGUACCCGAGAAACUAACAGCACAUGUGUGGACAUUAAUGAAUGUAUUGAAACAUACGGUCUAUGUUCGGGCCAUACCUGUAUCAAUCAAUUUGGUAACUAUAGCUGUAAAUGCAAUGAUGGCUAUCGGCAAACAAACAAAUCAAAUAUAUGUAAAAUCAUUCAAUCGUCCAAUAGGACUGACCUCAUAUUUUCGGCAUCCCUUACCAUUAACUCUGUACCACUUAAUAAUGGUUGGUUGAGGACAGGUAUGCUAAAUAACGAUAAUACCGAUGACAAUGAGGGACAACCACCCGACAUAACAAUGGUCUAUAGCGGUACACUUGUACCGCAAUCGCUUGACUACAGUCUGGCCGGUAACUAUCUAGUCUGGACCGAUAUGGCACUCCGGGUUAUAAUAAUGGCACCCAUGGAUAUCAGACGGCCAUCACUGGUACCCGAACGUACUGUCCUCAGACACAGCCGUCAUCCAUCAUCUCUAUCCGUUGAUUGGCUAAACAAUCUACUCUAUUGGCUAGAUUUGGACAGUCGUACCGUAAACGUACUAAACAUUAUCAAACCGUUUGAUUACUAUAGACUGGUAACACUUGAUGGUAGUGGUGGCGAUCAACACCAUCACCAACAACAGGAACCACAGGAACUGGUAGUCAAUGUCCUAACCAGUCGACUACUAUGGACUCAAUUGGGUUAUAGGCCACAGAUUAUUCAGUCACUACAGGACGGAACCGAUCAGUCGGUUAUCUAUGAAAACGAUAGACAAAUAUUCAGUUUGACUAUCGAUGUCUUUAUCAGACGAUACUAUUUUCUGGACAUUGAUUUUACAUUAACAUCCAUUAGUUUUGAUGGAUCAGAUGAAAAACAGAUAUACCGUUCCCAACAUCUGUUCAAUGGUGUCAACUCAUUGUCAAUACUUGACGAUGAUGUCUAUGUGUCGACCAGUUCACGGAUCUAUCGGCUGAAUAAGUUUGCUGCCAAUAAUGGCGACCACAACCACCACCACAACAACAACCGAUUCGGUAGAUAUAGAGGUCAAGCAUUGGUCACAACAACUGCUUCGGCCAGUAGUCAUAAUAAUAAUAAUAAUACAUAUAUUUUCGGUAACAGUAGUCGUUGUCAACGAAAACAGUUAUAUAAUGUUAAAGUUGUCGACCAGAGAUGUCAACCGAAACAUUUAGCCAGAAAUCUAUGUCUUCGUAGCCAUUGUUCACAUAUAUGUCUGCCGUUAUCAUCGAUGGUCGGCAAUGAUGACCAUCAACUGUAUCGUUGUCUAUGUCCAGCCAAUAUGAUUUUGGUCAACAACAAUAGUCAAUGCAUGGAUGUACCGGUAGCCGAAUCGGUGGGCGUGUUCGGACGGGAACGGGAUCUACAAAAACUAGUUGAUUUGCGUCUACUAUUGUUGUUGAAUGCAUCGACACUUGACUAUCACAUGGAUAUUAAAGAUUUAUUUCAGGUAAAGCCAGGCCUUCAUGGAGUAGUCAACGCCGAUAUACAGCCCGUCAAGUAG
Molecule: messenger RNA, 1812 nt
Organism: Oppia nitens
Lineage: Eukaryota; Metazoa; Arthropoda; Arachnida; Sarcoptiformes; Oppiidae
Product: low-density lipoprotein receptor-related protein 1-like
Exons: 5
Coding region: 559-1812 (417 amino acids)
Source: RefSeq, a predicted model, not a curated record